This is a messenger RNA of Adineta ricciae, 327 nucleotides long. The record is from the annotation of a GenBank genome assembly. NCBI's taxonomy places the organism in Eukaryota, Metazoa, Rotifera, Eurotatoria, Adinetida, Adinetidae.
AUGGCGACUGGAUUCAAGGACAGUAGUACUUCCAAUGCCAAUAGUAUUACAAUCCCUACAUGUUCGUUUACCUAUGUUAGUACUCGCACACAUCAGCCAAGACGUGUUACUGGCGUGGAACGUACGUGGGAAUAUUUGAAGGAACGAUUCAAUCGAGCAAGUGAAGGUCUUCCAGAUCUCUCUACCAGAUAUUUUGAAACUACUGGAUUUGGUCCGUUCUUGUUCGCAGUUGCGGACGACGCUGUAUUCUAUCAUGACGAAGAAAAAUGGACUCAAUAUAAAUCAGCAUCCGAUAUCGAGUAUGGAACUAUGACUAUAGAUUUGUAA